Molecule: messenger RNA, 1724 nt
Organism: Aegilops tauschii subsp. strangulata
Lineage: Eukaryota; Viridiplantae; Streptophyta; Magnoliopsida; Poales; Poaceae
Source: RefSeq, a predicted model, not a curated record
UCGCAUCAUGGUGCGAGGACCAUAUAUAGAGCCCUUGUUCGAUCUACUACAAGUAUGUGCAGUACGUGCGCGUCUCUCCCUCACUUUCGCCCUUCCUCAUAUGGAGUACUUCACGCUCCCAUAUUACUACCACUUCGGCCUAUGCCUCUUCCUGUCUAUCCUCUUCCAUGGCGUCCUACGCGCCACCGCCAAGCAGCCCCGCCUGAGGCUGCCUCCCGGCCCGUGGCAGCUUCCGAUCAUCGGCAGCCUGCACCACCUGCUGCGCGGGCUCCCACACCGCACCAUGCGCGACCUGUCCCUUCGCCACGGCCCGCUCAUGAUGCUCCGGGUAUGCGAGCGCGUGGCCAUCGUCGUCUCCUCCGCCGAGGCCGCAAGGGAGAUAUACAGGGGCAACGAGGCCGCGUUCUCGGAGCGGCUAACCAGCCCGGGCAUCGACGAGCUCUACAGGCAUGGCCAGGGGAUUGUCUUCGCGCCCUACGGCGACCACUGGCGCCUGCUCCGCCGGAUCCUCAUGAUGGAGCUGCUCAGCGCGCGGCGCGUCGAGGCGUUCCGACGGAUCCGCGAGGAGGAGGCGGCCCGCCUCGUCUCGACGAUCCAAGCGACGUCUUCGCCGUCCGACGGCCGGCUCGUGAACAUCGACGAGCGGCUCGACGAGUUCAUGACAGACUCGGCCGUACGCGCCAUCUUCGGGGACAGGCUGCCCGACAGAGGCGCGUUCCUGAAGAUCGUCAAGCAAGGAGUGGGCCUGUCGUCGCUGUUCGACCUCCGGGACCUCUUCCCUUCGUCGCGGCUAGCUCGGCUUCUGCCGCGCAGCGGCAAGGCGGAGCGGCAGCGUCAGGAAACGUUCAGGCUCAUGGACAACAUCCUCAAGACCCGCGAGGAGAGGAGGAUGGGUAGAGAGGGAGACGACGAACAGGACAUGGUUGACGUGUUGCUGAGGAUCCAGAAACAAGGCAAUACGCGAGUUUCCCUAUCCGACGGAGUCAUAAGGGCACUGCUCACAGAUGUCUUCGCUGCGGCACUUGACACCACAACUACUAUUCUACAAUGGGCGAUGGCUGAACUAAUGAUAAACCCAAGAGUCAUGCGGCGGGUGCAAUCCGAGGCAGAUUAUGUUCUAGCAGGACAUGCCACAGUACAAGAGGCCUCACUAAAAAGCAUGCAAUACCUCAAGGUGGUUAUUAAAGAGACCUUGCGACUACACCCUCCUGCCUCGCUCUUCCCUAGAGUGUGUGUGCAAGACUGCAAGAUUCAAGGAUACGACGUACCACGAGGGGCUACUAUGCUAACCAACACAUGGGCAAUCUCUAGGGACCCGAAGUAUUGGAAUGAGCCAGAAAAGUUCAUGCCAGAGAGAUUUGAAUGCGAUGGUGUUGCCGACUUCAGAGGUUUGGACUUCGAGUUCACUCCUUUCGGUGUUGGGCGGAGGAUUUGCCCUGGGAUUGAUUUUGCAUAUGCAAACAUUGAGAUUGCAUUGGCUAGCCUAAUUUACCAUUUUGACUGGGAGCUUCCUCCCAGAGUGGACCCAAAGGAAAUAGACAUGACAGAGGUGUUUGGAGCAACUGUUCGACGGAAGGCUGAGCUAUUUCUGCGUCCCAUUCCUCGUGUCCCCCUCUAGAUGAAUAACAUUUGCAGAACCACAUACUCUUUAAUAUAUGCAGCUCACAUAUAUGUACCUUAUGCAAUCAUAAUAUAAAUUUCUAUAAAGUACUGUUUGAUAUGCA